Molecule: messenger RNA, 861 nt
Organism: Mauremys mutica (yellowpond turtle)
Lineage: Eukaryota; Metazoa; Chordata; Testudines; Geoemydidae
Product: olfactory receptor 52D1-like
Exons: 4
Coding region: 1-861 (286 amino acids)
Biological process (GO): G protein-coupled receptor signaling pathway
Cellular component (GO): membrane
Molecular function (GO): olfactory receptor activity
Source: RefSeq, a predicted model, not a curated record
AUGAGAGCGGGCAACUCUGGGGGAGGCACCUUGUGGACUUCUGAGCCUGAUCGACACAUUGAGCACCCUAUCAUGGCAACUUUCAACCUCACCCCCUCUAACCCUUCAACAUUCAGCCUAUCGGGGAUCCUUGGCUUGGAAGCUGCCCACAUCUGGAUUUCCAUUCCUGUCUCUAUGUCCUACAUUAUCAGCCUGUUGGGAAAUGCCACGCUUCUGUUUAUUGUAGGCAAGGAACAGACCCUGCACAAGCCGAUGUACCUGCUGCUCUGCAUGUUAGCGCUCACAGACAUCGCCACAUUUUCUUUUACGCAGUCAGCUGUCCUCGUGACAAUGGCCUUCGAUCGCUACGUUGCCAUAUGUAACCCUCUGAGAUACACCACCAUCCUCACCAACGCACGAGUGGCUACGUUAGGACUUGUAGGUUUGAUACGGUCUGCUCUCUUCAUCCUGCCUCUGCCCCUGAUCUUGAGUAGGUUGCCAUUCUGUGCCAACCGCAUUAUCCACCAAACGCACUGCGAGCACAUGGCUGUGGCGAAGAUAUCGUGUGGGAACAUCACAGUUAGCAGGAUGUACAGCUUGGCUAUAGCAUUUGUAGUCAGCGGGAUAGACCUGAUGCUCAUUGCCAUCUCCUAUGGUCUGAUCAUCAGGGCCAUCCUAAAAAUGUCCUCAAAGAAAUCCCACCAGAAAGCCCUCAACACCUGCACAGCCCACAUCUGUGUGAUGCUAACAACUUAUAGUCCUGGCCUGUUCACCAGCCUGACAUACCGGUUUGGUCAGGGCAUCUGUCUCCAGAUCUAUCUGUCUAUUAUCUACCCCUCCAUCCUGGUUAUUGACAAGGUAUCAGAGUCUAUGGAGAUCUAG